This is a messenger RNA of Tachysurus fulvidraco (yellow catfish), 1437 nucleotides long. Its product is annotated as solute carrier family 51 subunit beta. The record is from RefSeq and is a predicted model, not a curated record. Gene Ontology annotation, biological process: bile acid and bile salt transport. Bases 123 to 1007 code for a protein of 294 amino acids. Gene Ontology annotation, cellular component: plasma membrane. The transcript has 6 exons. Gene Ontology annotation, molecular function: transmembrane transporter activity; protein heterodimerization activity. NCBI's taxonomy places the organism in Eukaryota, Metazoa, Chordata, Actinopteri, Siluriformes, Bagridae.
UGUGAUCUUUGGAAGCUGCCUGUCUCGAGUACCUCCAGCAUGUGCUGGCGUAUUCCAGUUCAGACCGACGCCUGAGCUGCAUAUUCCAGUACUUGCAGACUGCAGUGGAUCAUCUUGCAGAAAUGCUGUGGGUGUGGAUAACACUGUGCAUCAUGUGGCAAGGAACAAGCAGCUUCAUGAUUCACAACAACGUGGAAAGCCUGUGCCUGGAGGACUCGCUCAGAGAUGCCGGAGUUCAGUUAAAGAGAUGCAGUGUGGACUCAGAGCUCCAGCAAUGGGUCUGGACAGAGCGGAUGUUCCUCAUGAAUGCACUCACACAAAGGUGCCUGUCUGCCUUACACAGUGACCCAAUCCAGACUCUCGACUGUGACGGUGAAGAUUAUCUGCAGUGGCAGUGUAUGGACCAUAGGCUCAUCAGCAUGAGUCACUCCCUGGAACUAGGUGUGCAACAAGGAAGCCUGGCUCUGAUUAACACAGGAAAACGAACCAGGUGGACAUCUUUGGAUCAAGGAGACAUCUGUCAGGAGAAGCUGAGAUCCAGAAAGCAGCGUGACACAGAUGAGUUUCCAUCCACAGAGGACACCAUGACAGAGGAACAGAGAGAGUAUCUCAGGUGGUACUAUCGCACUGAAGACGCAACACCCUGGAAAUUUGCCAUGCUGGGUUUGUCUCUUGUGGUUCUGCUUAUGGGGUGUGUGCUCUGCGUCAUGGGAUUGAUGAGUAACAAACAUCGGCGAGAAAUAGCCAAGUACAAAACCGCCACUGCUGCAUCUCCUGCCAUAGUAAAAGUGGAAAUGGAGGAGCUUCAAAUUAUCACUGUGUCCAAGGAGGACAAAGACUCCUACCCUGACCCAACACAAGAUGGACAACUGGAGAGCAAAGCACCACUGGAGGAAGCUAGUGAGACUGAGGCACUGAACCCUGGUGACAUUAUGGUCACGUGGAAGGAUGGAACUGCCUCCAAACUCUACUCUGAUUCUAAUAAGGAGGGUGAGGAAGACAAGUGAUGUAGGACUGAAAGACAAAACAAAUUUCCAUUUUCUUAGUUUGCAUUCUUAUAAAAAUUUAAAUGUACAAAGAGUCAAAGGCUUUCUUUGUUCUAACAAACUUGAUUCAACACAUAAUGGCCUCACAAUAGACCGACUAGUGAUAUUUAGUUACUGUUGCUUUGUUGAUCAAGCCAAUACAUCGUAGAUGGAGAUCUUGAGUUAAGCCAAAAGAUAGUAAAUGAGACCAAGACAGAGUGUGUAUUGUUCUCUAACUCUUCAAAUCAGUUUGGUUUAUUUUUUUCUAAAUGCUGUCCUGACAGGUUCAUAUUAAUGUAAUUUGAAUUCAAUAUCAUCUAUUUUUAAAUCUAUAGUAACUGCAUAUAAACAGGGACUUGUAUGGAUGCUCUACAUAGUCCAAUAAGACCAAUAAUAAACAGAUUAAAAAAUA